Equus caballus (horse) is the source of this 2644-nucleotide messenger RNA. It is a transcript of the gene LMOD1, whose product is annotated as leiomodin 1. Gene Ontology annotation, cellular component: striated muscle thin filament; cytoskeleton; myofibril. Lineage: Eukaryota; Metazoa; Chordata; Mammalia; Perissodactyla; Equidae. Gene Ontology annotation, molecular function: tropomyosin binding; actin binding. The record is from RefSeq and is a predicted model, not a curated record. Gene Ontology annotation, biological process: pointed-end actin filament capping; myofibril assembly; actin filament organization.
CCGCUGGCCCUGGGCUCCCAGUUUACACUUGAGCACCCGUGGCAGGCGGGGCCGGGAGCUGCGGUCCUCAGCCAGCGGGGGGUCUGCUCCUGAACCGCACUCUGCUCCAUCCAGACCAGCUCACCGUCUGCUCCCGGCCCGCCAGGACCUGCAUCGCCCGCAGCAAGAGCCGCAGCCCACUCUGCCAAGAUGUCGAAGGUAGCCAAGUAUCGCCGGCAGGUGAGCGAAGACCCCGAUAUCGACAGCCUGCUGUCCACCCUGUCUCCGGAGGAGAUGGAGGAGUUGGAGAAGGAGCUGGACGUGGUGGAUCCAGACGGGAGCAUCCCCGUGGGGCUGCUGCAGAGAAACCAGACGGAGAAACAGUCCACGGGCGCGUACAACCGGGAAGCCAUGCUCAACUUCUGUGAAAAGGAGACCAAGAAACUGAUUCAGAGGGAGACGUCCAUGGAUGAAAGCAAGCAAGCUGAGACCAAGACAGAUGCCAAGAACGGAGAGGAAAGGGGCAGAGAUGCCAGCAAAAAAACCCCAGGCCCCAAGCGGGACUCAGACCAGGGCAAGGAGCCAAAGAAGGGUGUCUUAAAGAAAAGUUUCUCCCGAGACAAAGAGGAAGCUGAUAGCAAGGGUGGUGACAAGCCCAAGGAGGAGAAGGUCAUCAGGGGCAUUGACAAGGGCCGGGUCAGGGCUGCAGUGGAUAAGAAAGAGGCGGGGAAGGCUGCGGGUGGAGAGGAGGGGACGGCGGCCAAAAGGAAGGGAGAGGAGAAGGUGAGUGACAGGAGCCCAGGUCUGAGCAGAGACAAGGAGAAGAGAGGGGAGGCCAAGGAGGCAAGCAAGAGGGAGGAGGACGAGAAGGCGAAAGGAGACAGGAGGAACACAGACACCAGGAAGCAGGAGGAGACGGUGAAAAGAGGAGCUGGGAACACAGAUCCGAAAAAGGAGGAUGAGAAGGUCAAAAAAGAUGAGUCCCUAAAGGGAAAGGAACCCAAAGAGGAGAGCAGGACCCCAACAGCCGAGAAACAGGCCCCCGAGGGGCCGGCCAAGACGGAGGAGGAGGCGGCUCCCAGCAUAUUCGACGAGCCUCUGGAGAAAGUGAAGAACAACGACCCCGAGAUGACCGAGGUGAACGUCAACAACUCAGACUGUAUCACCAACGAGAUCUUGGUGCGCUUCACCGAGGCCCUGGAGUUCAACACCGUGGUCAAGGUGUUCGCCUUGGCCAACACCCGCGCCGACGACCACGUGGCCUUCGCCAUUGCCAUCAUGCUCAAGGCCAACAAGACGAUCACCAGCCUGAACCUGGACUCCAACCACAUCACAGGCAAAGGCAUCCUGGCCAUCUUCCGGGCCCUGCUCCAGAACAACACGCUGACGGAGCUCCGCUUCCACAACCAGAGACACAUCUGCGGCGGCAAGACCGAGAUGGAGAUCGCCAAGCUGCUCAAGGAGAACACCACGCUGCUCAAGCUGGGCUACCACUUCGAGCUGGCCGGGCCGCGCAUGACCGUCACCAACCUGCUCAGCCGCAACAUGGACAAGCAGCGGCAGAAGCGGCUGCAGGAGCAGCGGCAGGCGCAGGAGGCCAGCGGAGAGAAGAAGGGUCUGCUGGAGGUGCCCAAGGUGGGGGCCGUGGCCAAGGGCUCCCCGACACCCUCACCCCAGCCAUCUCCAAAGGCCUCUCCCAAGAACUCGCCCAAGAAAGGGGGCGCUCCAGCCGCCCCGCCUCCACCUCCACCUCCCUUGGCCCCACCCCUCAUCAUGGAGAACCUGAAGAACUCACUCUCGCCAGCUACCCAGAGGAAGAUGGGGGACAGAGUCCUCCCCGCCCAGGAGAAGAACUCCCGUGACCAGCUCCUGGCUGCCAUCCGCUCCAGCAACCUCAAGCAGCUCAAGAAGGUGGAGGUUCCCAAGCUGCUUCAGUAGGACCAGGCUGCCAGGCCCCGUCCGCCCACCCGGGACUGCCCAGGCCCGGCCUCCCAGGCUGCACAGACCCCGCCCACCCCACGCCGGCUGACCUGCUGUGACUGUCCUCAUUCUGCCGUGGGAGAGCUCGAGGCCUGGGCCACGCUCAAGGAAGGACGCCUUAUCUCCUCUCACUUUCCUUUUCUUGUCUCUGAGGCUCUCCGAAAACUUCUUUUUGUACAUGGAGCUGUGGUUUCUGGACAAGGAGAGUCCUUUAGCACGUCACUGAGAAGGCGGCGUGCCCGGGGCCCGUGGAGCUGGCCAGCUGCAGAAGGCCUGGGAUCCAGGAGAGAUGUCCCUCAGCCUGGCCCUCAAUCCCACUGCCCUCCAGGGCCAGGAUCCAGGCCUCUGAGGAGCCCUCGAGGCACAGCUGCCGGGCCAGGGGCACUCUGUGUGGGGCGAUGAUGAUUGACAGGGCAUGAGGGCCCAAGGGAGAGGGAGGGGGGCUGAGGGUCCCCCCAAACCCCUCCUGGGCCAAUCAGAGGACUCGGCAGGGGUGGCGGGCCUGGAUGGACAGUGCCUGGCAGGGAGGGGGCUCCGGAUGGGGGAGAGGGACAGACAGCAGCUGGACCUGACGGUUUGAUGCCAAAGCGGAAGUUUGCCUCACAUCCACCUGCUGUUGUAUAAAUAGCUGUGUAUCUGUUUUUCCAUAAGAUUUUGAUAAUAUAUACAAGCCUCUAGCCGUGAA